UUGCAAUAUGGUCGUCCAAAAUGGCCGCUUGGUCGACGUAUUGUUAUUGCGAAACUUUCUUUAUUCGAACCAUUUUUACAAAUAUUACGUAUGACAUAUGUUGCAAUCAACAUUGUUAUGAGUGUAUUUAAUGUCCUUGAAGAGUACUUCGUAUUUACUCGUGAUUUGAACGAACACGAUAACGAGCAAGUUCGAAUGUUUCCAUUAACCUCCGCGACAAGUUCGCGUUAUUCAACUUAAUUUUUUAUUUAAUUUCCAUUGAGUUAUCUGUGAAUACUAAUCAAAUAUUCACGACAUGGCUGAUGUGACCCAUAAGGAAAGUUAUGAGACACAGAAAAAAAUUUCCAGUAGUGGAAGUACAGGAAACGCUGGAUCAGAAGGAGAUAUGAAACGUGAACCAUCAAGUCCUACUGAAAGAUUUGUUUUUUCCCGUUGUAAUAGUACGGGAUCAAUUCAUACUCCAUCGUCUUCUGCCCAUAAUACUGAUGAAGACAGUGAUAACAAAAAUUCAACCAUUAGCUAUAAAGAACGUCGUAGAGAAGCACACACUCAAGCCGAACAGAAACGUAGAGAUGCAAUUAAAAAAGGAUAUGACUCUCUACAGGAUCUUGUGCCUACAUGUCAACAUACUGAUUCUUCAGGAUAUAAACUUUCAAAAGCAACUGUUUUGCAAAAAUCUAUAGAUUAUAUACAAUUUUUAUUGCAACAAAAGAAAAAACAAGAAGAAGAACGAAAUGCGCUUAGAAAAGAAGUUGUAGCUUUAAGAAUCAUGCAAGCUAAUUAUGAACAAAUUGUUAAAGCCCAUCAAACCCAACCCGGACACGCUGAAACACGUGUUUCGGAUGAAACCAAAUUCCAAGUAUUUCAGGCAAUUAUGGAUAGGUUAUUUCAAACUUUCAGCAAUAUAUCUGUAGCGAACUUUGCUGAAUUAUCUGCAUGUGUUUUUAGCUGGCUAGAAGAACAUUGUAAACCUCAGACGAUGCGAGAGGUAGUGAUAUCAGUUCUACAGCAACUUCACAAUCGAAUUAGCUAGUCUAUAAAGUAAUUCGAUAUUUUUUUUAUAAAUAUUACAAUUUCCAUAUUAAUUAUUGCCUGAUUAUUGUCUCGAUCGUUCAGACAUAAAGUUACCAACGUAUUAUUUUAUAAAAUAUACAAAUGAAAACUUAAAUUAGUUAAGUAAACUUAAAUGAAGUAAUAAAAAUAUUAUAAAUAUUUUUUUGAAAUCAGGGUGAGGCUUAUGUGCCUUUAGAGGUAAGAAUGUUAAAUAAGAAAAUGCCUUUUAUUGAAAAAUGAUAUUGAUUUGAAUACUGAAUCACAAAUAAUAUUUAGAUGGUAAUACAAAUAGAAAUUUUUUUUAUAUACAAAUACUAAAUUGAUGUUAAUAAAUUAUUUUAGUAAUUAUUAAUAUAGAAAGAUUGUUAUCUAUUUCUUUAAUACAAGUUGCCAUG
This is a messenger RNA of Chelonus insularis, 1448 nucleotides long. RefSeq names its product helix-loop-helix-leucine zipper transcription factor bigmax (gene bigmax). Gene Ontology annotation, cellular component: nucleus. Gene Ontology annotation, biological process: regulation of transcription by RNA polymerase II. The record is from RefSeq and is a predicted model, not a curated record. NCBI's taxonomy places the organism in Eukaryota, Metazoa, Arthropoda, Insecta, Hymenoptera, Braconidae. Gene Ontology annotation, molecular function: DNA-binding transcription factor activity, RNA polymerase II-specific; RNA polymerase II cis-regulatory region sequence-specific DNA binding; protein dimerization activity. Bases 296 to 1033 code for a protein of 245 amino acids. The transcript is spliced from 5 exons.